Clupea harengus (Atlantic herring) is the source of this 2139-nucleotide messenger RNA. It is a transcript of the gene pip4p1b, whose product is annotated as phosphatidylinositol-4,5-bisphosphate 4-phosphatase 1b. NCBI's taxonomy places the organism in Eukaryota, Metazoa, Chordata, Actinopteri, Clupeiformes, Clupeidae. The coding region runs from base 135 to 914 and encodes 259 amino acids. The transcript has 7 exons. Gene Ontology annotation, molecular function: phosphatidylinositol-4,5-bisphosphate 4-phosphatase activity. The record is from RefSeq and is a predicted model, not a curated record. Gene Ontology annotation, cellular component: late endosome membrane; lysosomal membrane; phagocytic vesicle membrane. Gene Ontology annotation, biological process: phosphatidylinositol dephosphorylation.
GCGCGGUCAUGUGAUUAUGUGACGCUUCCUAGUGUGUUUCGUUACUGUUCUACGCAGAGCAGGUCAUUACUGUCUCAUUUUACACAAUUUAAUACAUUUUCGCUGUUAUCUCCGUUCCUGGCUGUGUUCAUGGAAUGGCGGACAGCGAACGAUCUCCGUUGCUGGCAGAUAUUCGAGAUGAAUCGAACGGGUUAUCUGCGGGAGAUGGCCAGUAUGGAAUUCUGACUAAACCUCAAAGUCUGCCCCCCUUUCCCAGUGGUCCCCAGGAGGCUCCGCCGCCCUACUCCCCUCUGGGCUCUCCAGACAGUGGUAGUGCCCCCGUCAUCAGUUGCAGAGUGUGCCAGAGCCUGAUCAGCGUAGAGGGAAAGAUCCAUCAGCAUGUGGUCAAGUGUGGCGUCUGCAACGAGGCUACACCAAUAAAGAAUGCUCCCGCUGGGAAGAAGUACGUGCGCUGCCCCUGUAACUGUCUCCUCAUCUGCAAGGUGACGUCUCAGCGGAUCGCCUGCCCGCGGCCAUACUGUAAGAGGAUCAUUAACCUGGGGCCAGUGCAUCCAGGGUCAGUGGCCGCAGAGCCUCAGCCUACUGGAGCUCGCGUCUGCUGCGGACACUGUGCCAAUACAUUCCUGUGGACUGAGUUUACAGACAGGACACUAGCCAGAUGCCCGCACUGCAAAAAAGUCUCUUCUAUUGGUCAGCGUUACCCGAGAAGACAGAGCUUAUGGUGCUUCCUGUUGUGUCUGAUCUUCGCUAUAGCAACAGCAGGCUUAAUAGCGGGUACCUGGUACCAGACCCAAGCCAACAAGCGGAUCUACGCUGCCUGGGCCGUGCUGAUCCUGCUUCUGUUGUUGAGCCUGGCCAGGGCCAUCUACUGGACCUGCAUGAAGAUCAGCGAGCCGCUGCAGAGCUACGCCUGAACCACAGAACAAAUCAACAAUCGAGGGGAGGGAGGGGGAUGGGGAAGAGGGAGGAGAGUUGAUGGAGGGAAAAGAAAGAUGAAGAGGUAGUAUAACCUGAUAUGUGGUGCUGUUUUGGGAGAUUAGUAGAAGCGGGUGAAGGCAAUAAGCUGUCUUUUUGGAAAAUUUCAGAUAUGUAAGUCCAGUUAAAAAGUCAUGCCAUACUGAUCAACCAUGAUAUCCUGUGCUGUGUAGUCUGUCUGUGUCCCCUCUCUCAGCCUCCUCACCAGUCUGUAGUGAGUUUGAGUCAGUGUCUACCUGUUCCUCCAGGCAUGUGUUGAAAUAUUGAAAUACUAAACUCCUUUUUUCUGCUCCUCUUUCCCUUCCUAACGGCAUUAACACUGACUAUGACAUCCACUUUCUCUUAAGGGGGUGGAUUUGUUUUUAUUUUAAUGUACAAAUGUUUACCGCUCAUAAUUGUGGACCUAAUCCCGGACCACCCUUACUCAGCUCUGUUAGGAUUCUAACUGUGUGAUAAAGCGGCAUUAGCAUGCUAACUACUACAGUAAACUGGCAACUAGCAUGCGAAAGCCUUGAUACGCAGGUGGUGUCUUCAUGUCAACACACCUUUAGUGCCCUCCGUGUAGAGACCACUGUGUAAGGGUGGUUCUACAUGACAUGAGUAUGGAGUCAGUUUAAGUAUCAGUUUUCCUCAUUCAUUCAGCAGUGAGGGGCAUUUAUGGUAAUAUCCUGAUCAUUUAGAACUUUGAUUUAUUGGAAUUGAACCAUACAAAUAUGAUCUAUGAACUCGUUCAAUCAGACAUUUAACCAAGUGCAAACUGGAAAAAAGUGCUAACUGGUGUUAUUAUUUAUCUUUGGCUAAAUGGCAGCCCACACACUACUUUUAUAUACUGUUUUGCACACCGACACACACACACACAUACACACACACACACACACACACAGGCUCUUACACACACAUAUGCACACCAAAAAUGAAUAUAAAAUCUUGUUGGUAUGAGGAUGUAAUUUUAGGGAAGCAGCUGUCUGUGUUUACUAGCUUUUUCCUCAAACUAACUUAGGGUCUAAUUUUUUUUUUAAAUCUCUGAAAUUGUUAUUUUAUUCCCUAGUGUUUAAUACUGGUAAAUGUAAAUGUUGAUGACAACUAAUUCAUUCCCUUUGUGUCAAUAUGUUUAUUUUUGCAUUUUUUGUACAUUUAUCUGUGAUAAAUAUUUUAACAAUGGAA